Molecule: messenger RNA, 387 nt
Organism: Beta vulgaris subsp. vulgaris (sugar beet)
Lineage: Eukaryota; Viridiplantae; Streptophyta; Magnoliopsida; Caryophyllales; Amaranthaceae
Product: glycine-rich protein 5
Exons: 1
Coding region: 1-387 (128 amino acids)
Source: RefSeq, a predicted model, not a curated record
AUGGCAAUUAGGUCUUCUGCUUUGGUAUUGGCUGUUGCUUUUCUACUGCUUUCGGUCAGCCACUCCUCAUUUGCAGCUAGAAACAUGCAAAUGAGCAGUGGUACCAAGGCACAGAAUAACAACAAUAAUAAUAUGGUGCAUGCCACUAGGAAAAACCCUAGUGGUAAUCAUGUUAAUGGUCUCACUGAUAACAAGAACUUUGUGUUUAGUGGUAUUGGUGGUGGACUUGGUGGUGGUGCUGGUAUUGUGGGACCGCUUGGUGGUGUCGGGGGAUUUUCUGGAAUCGGAGCUGGUGUUGGUUCUGUUUUCCCUGUUGGCGGACUCGUUGGUGGUGGUGUUGGUGGUGCAGCUGGUGCUGGUGGAGGAGUUGGUGGCAUUCUUCCUUGA